This is a messenger RNA of Daktulosphaira vitifoliae (grape phylloxera), 852 nucleotides long. Its product is annotated as calcineurin subunit B type 2. Gene Ontology annotation, molecular function: calcium-dependent protein serine/threonine phosphatase regulator activity; calcium ion binding. Lineage: Eukaryota; Metazoa; Arthropoda; Insecta; Hemiptera; Phylloxeridae. The coding region runs from base 159 to 671 and encodes 170 amino acids. The transcript is spliced from 6 exons. The record is from RefSeq and is a predicted model, not a curated record.
UAACCAGAAAAAUUUAGAUAUUCUAAGUAUACUGAUUUCUUGAGAGAUUUUCCAAAGGGCUCUUUGUCAAUAAUUAAUCAUAAAAGUCAAGCAUAUAGUUUAUUGAUACAAGUAGUAUUAAGUAUUAUUAAUACACUUCUAAUUUUCAAAAUUGUAAAAUGGGCAAUGAAAAUUCGUUACCGAUGGAACUUUGCUCAAAUUUUGAUGCUGAUGAAAUCAGACGACUUGGAAAACGAUUUCGCAAACUUGACCUUGAUAAUUCAGGUGCCUUAAGCCUUGAUGAAUUUUUGUCUUUACCAGAACUACAACAAAAUCCAUUAGUUCAAAGAGUUAUAGAUAUAUUUGAUGAAGAUGGCAAUGGAGAAGUAGAUUUUAAAGAAUUUAUUCAAGGUGUAUCACAAUUUAGUGUCAAGGGCGAUAAGGAAUCUAAAUUACGUUUUGCAUUUCGAAUUUAUGACAUGGAUAAUGAUGGAUAUAUAUCAAAUGGUGAAUUAUUUCAAGUUUUAAAAAUGAUGGUUGGUAACAAUUUAAAAGACACUCAAUUACAACAAAUAGUUGACAAGACUAUAUUAUUUGCUGAUAAAGAUGAAGAUGGAAAAAUUAAUUUUGAAGAGUUUUGUUCAGUUGUUGGUAAUACUGAUAUACACAAAAAAAUGGUUGUUGAUGUUUAAGUUGAUUAUUAACAUAUAUCUCAUUCAAUUGAAAUCAAUCAAGCAUUUUUACAUGGCUAUUAUUAAUAUUUUGCAUCUUCAAUAUUCAUAUAAAUUGUACAAAAUAACACUUUAUAAUAUGAAAUUAUUUGCUUUUAAAUCAUUUGUCAAUCAUAAUAUAAUUUUUAUUGAGCUAUCAAAA